Corticium candelabrum is the source of this 3305-nucleotide messenger RNA. RefSeq lists its product as uncharacterized. The record is from RefSeq and is a predicted model, not a curated record. The transcript has 15 exons. NCBI's taxonomy places the organism in Eukaryota, Metazoa, Porifera, Homoscleromorpha, Homosclerophorida, Plakinidae. The coding region runs from base 1516 to 3141 and encodes 541 amino acids.
UCAGCAUGAAUGUCGUUAGCAGUGAAAUUGAAUUUGUCAAGACCUAAAAGUUCUACAACAAGAAUUACCAGAAAACUCGGGGGAUUACCAGGAGACUUGGGAAGUUACCAGGAGACCUAGCAGUUCCCAGGGGAUUUGACCUAAUUUUAGGGACUAGACCAUGCAGGGAAAGCUUUCACUAACCCAUACUUAUUUCAUAAUUGAUAAUUGGUUGUUCUUCACUCUUCUUUCUUUGGCUCUUCGUUUAGGACUAUCCAGUUACUAUGAAUUGGUUAGAUACGAGUAUUAAUUGUUGUACGGUGUACAUUUGCUUGAGCUUUAUCUACCUACCUGAUUGUGUUUCUCUUGACGCCAAAUCGGCGUGAUCCUAGAAACCAAUAGUGAGGUCAGCUAGGCAUUGCUGGAUGUGUCCAAAAAUCUUUGCAUCUCGGAAUCUCCAUCGCCCCCGUUAAUGGCAUUGAUUAUCUACGCUUUUGUAGUAGGCCGGGAUGUAUAGAAGUUACUGUUGUGUUUCACAUGCACAAAUUUCGCGUGUAAUUGUCCUCUCGCCAAUCCUCUGACAUUCUCUAGGAAAGGGGAGACGGGCUCAGUUUGUAGUAAACACAAAAGCUUGCAGAGGUGAUCGAAGAAAGCUUGCAGAGUGAAAACAAAAUACGAGUAGAUCGCAUUGCAUGUGAUGCUUGCCUGGCAUUGCGGCUCUACCUCAAACGUAACUAAAAUGUUAGAUUAAAAUUGAUUGAUUACAAGUAGAGCGUAAUGCUACACAAAGCCACCUUUGUAUUUCCUGAUUGCAAGCUACUUUGAGUAUACAUACAGAGAGUACUGUAUACUUGCCAAAUUCCAAAUUCUAGCGUGCGCUAGGGUUGCAAACAACACGUUACUGAGAGAUGAAAUUAUACAGGCAGCUGGCUCAUUGCUGGGAAAUUAGAUAAAUGGUGGUGAGCAGCACCAGCAAAAUUAGAUAUGUCAGGAGCAAAUUUAACUGAGUAAAAUCUACUCAAUCAAUACGUUUCGGUCCGCAGACCUCUAUCCACUGAAAUGACUAUGUACACUGAGAGCUUCUACAUGCAUCGUAAACAGAACACUUGAUUACAAUGACAACUAUGUAUAACAGCAAUACUUGUUACCACAUUUUCAGUGAAUAGCAUGGCGAUUGUGUAUAGCUAAAAACGACGCGCAAGGGUUGAAAAAAGGUGCUAAUUCUAGAUAAACAGAGUUGUAUGUAUUGUAGCCGCCCAGCCAAGCUGUUUGUUUACUUUCUUAAGUGCAACCGUGGCUGAUUGGUUCGUGUCAUCCAUACGCUUUUAAGAAACCUCGCUUUAAACACGGCACACCACGUCGACCUCAUUCUCUCCUCUAGACAGCGACCACUGAGCUCAGCAGCGCCGGAAGUCAUCUUGGAAUAUACCCGUACGAAUAAGUCCGAGCAAAGUACGGCGUAUACGUUUGCUUUACCUCCUAAAGCCAAACAGGUGGUGAUACCAAAGGAAUAACAUUGCGCAGGAACAGAGCACAAUGGAGGGAGACGAGAGAGAUCCUCGGAGAGACUACAGAGACUCGGGUCGAAACGGUCCUCCAACAAGCGGAGGUCGACACCAGCACUUCUUUAGGUCUCCAGAAACGAUGGAGUUGCCUCCUGUGAUGAGAUCGAGGAGUUGCGACGACAUCUUGAAUGACACAGCUCGCAAUGAGCAGCCAGACCUUCAGCGUCCAAGAAAUCGAGAUGGCUGGCAAAGGUAUGGAGUCCCAGUACUUCCUGUUCGUUGUCAGCGCGGACAACGAGGUCUGAUAAGAGACGCCGUUCGACUCGAUAGUUCAAGUACUUCAGGCAUCGAUUCCGCUUCCAGUAGCGAAAGAAGAUGCAAGAAAAUUGAAAUUAACCCUCACACCGUGCAAGUCCACACAUCGGUGAUGCUCUGGUUGGCGUUUACUGACGCAUCGGGACUUCCUUCUCGAAAUACGGAAGUGGCCGUUGGCUUCUACAGCUCUCGAGAUCGAUUUCGCAAGACGUUUGUCAGAGGGACUUGGGGGCCGAAUUCGCUGACAGUGCAAGUCAAGAAUCCGGUUUGGACGGAGCCAGACAAUGUUAUAGUGGAAGUCCGCACUGCCAUUGAACCUGAUGGUAGGGUACUGGGCGUCGGACAUCUUCAGUUCGUUCUCCCGCCUCUAGCAACUCCUCACUUGAUAUCACUGCUGGGAGACCCAUCAACUGGAUCAAUAACUGAGAUGCUAAUGAACUUAUUUCAAAAUGCAACAGAGAGAUCAGCAGAAACAAGUGAACGUCAAAGGUGUAGCAAUAUCCCAAGUAGAAAUGUGUCCACAGCCUAUAUCAUUUGUAAACCAGACGACUAUGAAGUCAAAGAAGCGUAUGCUUCCCUGCUUGAACAACUUGAACAGUCGAGUAUGUCAAGAGAGAGAGUUGACAAAUUGGAUCAGUCAACUAAGACAACACCAGACGAGAAAGCAGUGUGGCCAUCAAAAGGCACUACAACGUCCAAUAGUCAAGAUACCAAUGGGCUCUAUGAAGUGGUAUCAGUUGUUCCUUCCCAUAAAAGCAGAGCUGUACCUCCAGUCCCAGCCAUCAGUUUACCAGACGACACAGGUUUAACGGUGCCACGAUCUAUCAAUUUUAACCCUGAAGUACUGACUGUUCUACUGCAGCAGGUUGAAAGCAAUGAAAUAACAGCAAUGAAAGCAAUUGAAGAAAUGAGAACCAUUGUUUAUCAUGAUCCUACAAAAAUAAUGGUGCAGAAAACAUCAAUUUCCCAGAAUAAUCGAAGAUCUGCCAGAGAAAAUACUGAGCAGCAGAGGCAUGAAGAUUUACCAGAGAACAGAUCCCGCACUCCUAGUGACGUGUCAAAUUACAAUCUUGACAAACGUGCACCUCCAAACGUAAAGAAAAAGAAAGAGAGGCCACACAGCAGUGACCGGAGUACAUGUGGUCCAAAGACUUCAAUUGAUAUUCAAAACAAUGAUCAGAGUUCCUUGCAUUUGUCAGAAGACAGUGAAACACAAUUGACCGAUGCUCAAACAUAUUCAGAUCCAGAAAAACAUCCAGUUAUUCAAUCUACACAAUCUGACAGUGGAGUAGACACAAAGCAAGAAGAAACAGAGCAAGUACACGAAAUAGAUACAGUUUGAGACAAAACCCCAGAUCAUGUUAAUUAAGUAAGUAAGUUACAACCCAUCAGAUUUCAUCCUUGUUCAUAUAUUCAGCAAGCCUAUCAAUGCUGUAUGUAUUAAUCUACUAUUGAAGAGUUAGCUGAUCAAAUAGACUGCCACUGGUGGCAUACAGUACAUUGCAC